AAGAAAGCCUCAAGAUUCGAAAUCCAAGUUAGCAGCCAUAACUUUGCCACGCACCGCUCUUCGGAGAGAAAAUGGCGACGGCCAUGAUUGCAUCACAAGCAUUACUCUGCAACCACUCUUUUCCAGUGAUUAAACCCUAUACUCUAACAUCCUCCGUCUCUCCUUUCCGAUUCUGCAGACCACAACAACCAUUGCUCUCUCCUUCAAUCUCCACCCCCACUCCCUUCUCACCCUCACCCAAUCGCCGAUUUUGUUCUCUCAGUCGCCCCGCCGCUCGCCGGAAACCCACAUUGAUGGAUUCUGCGGGCUUAUCCGACGAGGGUGAUUCCGAUGUCCGACGGUUGCUUCGAAUUCUGCUCUGGGCUACUGAGGCCGUUUACAUUUUGUGGCUGUUUAUCCUUCCUUAUGCCCCGGGAGAUCCUGUAUGGGCAAUAAGUUCAGAAACUGUGAAUUCUCUUCUGGGUCUUUCUCUGAAUUUCUUCCUUAUAUUGCCUGCUAUGAACUCUGUGGGCAUUCGUCUGAUCGAUGCUCCUGUUCUUCACCCUAUGUCUGAGGGAUUGUUCAAUUUUGUCAUCGCGUGGACGCUCAUGUUUGCUCCCCUGUUGUUCACUGAUCAAAAGAGGAACCGGUACAGUGGUUCGUUGGACUUAUUGUGGGGCUUGCAGAUGUUCCUUACGAACACCUUUUUGAUACCUUAUAUGGCCAUCCGGCUUAACGAGGCUAGCAAAGGCUCCACCCCGCAACCACAGUCGAAGCUGGGCUCUUUGAUGACUAAUGGAGCUCCUGUCGUUGGACUGAUCGGUGGUGCAACAUGCAUCAUAUCAAUAAUCUGGUCUUUCGUUGGUCGAGGAGAUGGUAACUUUGGAGGUGUAGCAGAGAGAUGUGAGUUCUUGAUCCAAUAUCUAUCUUCAGAGAGGUUAGCUUAUGCAUUUAUUUGGGAUAUUUUCCUUUACACUGUUUUCCAGCCUUGGUUGAUUGGAGAAAACCUUCAAAAUGUUAAGGAUAGCAAGGUUGGACUUGUAAGCUCUCUUAGAUUUGUUCCUGUUGUUGGCUUAAUUGCCUAUCUUCUUUUUCUUAAACUUGAUGAGGAAUUAUAGUAUCAGCUUGUAUGUAAAAUAAACAAAAAGUAAAAAUUAGUUAAACUGGGUUUAUUUCUCAA
Messenger RNA from Benincasa hispida (wax gourd), 1159 nucleotides. RefSeq lists its product as uncharacterized. The record is from RefSeq and is a predicted model, not a curated record. NCBI's taxonomy places the organism in Eukaryota, Viridiplantae, Streptophyta, Magnoliopsida, Cucurbitales, Cucurbitaceae.